UGAUGCCCAUCAUCACGCACUGCAAUUACUGACAGUCGACCUUGCGCAUCCUCAACUAAAUGACCGCAAAAAACUCGCGGAAACAGGGUGUUCCAGUCAAAUCUAAGCUUAAGAAAGAUCCUGGAAUUCCUAGACUCCCAGAUAUCAAGGUCAAGAAUGCGGAGAAGCAGAGGGCCCGCGUUCCUUUGCCCUCCAGGCCGGAUCCCGACAGGAUCAUGGCUUCCGAGCCCAGUCUAUUCACCCUGAAAAACACACUAGAGAACGAGCCUUUGUCAUCUGAAAAAAUCAAAGAACAAGCUCGGCGGCACUACAUCAGAGCACUACACAAAGUGAUCGACCAAAGCGACAUCGUGAUCCUCGUGUUGGACGCUCGAGAUCCAGAAGGAUGCAGGAGCCGUCUAGUUGAGGAAGAGGUCCUGCGACGGGAGAGCGAAGGCAAAAAGCUGAUAUUUGUCUUGAAUAAAGUGGACUUGGUCCCUCACGCUAAUGCCCAAGCUUGGUUGAAACAUCUCCGGCACUCUACUCCUACUCUACCAUUUCGGUCACCGUCUUCUGCACAGCAUCAGCGCACCAAUAUCUCGUCAUCCACCGCCCCCGCCCUUGUCAAGCUGCUCAAAGCAUACAAGCCCUCGGCAGGAAGCGUCACUGUCGGAGUCGUUGGCUAUCCUAACGUGGGGAAAAGCAGUUUAAUCAACUGCUUGAAGAGAAGCAAAGUGUGUGCUGUAGCAGCCCAGGCAGGUCACACGAAAGACCUUCAAUCUGUGCAAUUAGAACGUGGCAUGCGCAUAAUCGAUUCCCCUGGAGUUGUUUUCGAUGACGACGACCAGAAAGCAGGGAAUGUUCUACUUCGAAACGUCGUAAAAGUGGAGGACAUUGACGAUCCGAUUGCAGUCGUGGAGGAGAUCGUAUCUCGGACACCUUCAGAAACAUUGCAGAAAAUAUACAACCUCCCCGAGUUCACGUCGACGCUUGAAUUUCUUACCAUGACUGCUCUGAGUAGUGGUAGAUUAUUGAAGGGCGGGACACCUGACUUGACUGCAACUGCAAAGCAUGUCUUGAACGACUGGAACCACCAGAAGAUCCCUUAUCAUUCAAAUCCUCCAGAGAUACAUCCAUCCAUGAUACCUUCAACUGUGGGAUCUGGCAGCACGGCCAUGGUUGCUCCUGGUGCUGAAAAUGUUGGCCAGGCGCAGAUCAUCAGCCAGUUCUCCGCUCCGUUUUCACUACCGGGCCUUUUCGGAGACGCAGACGCCGGAGCAUUCGGCAGCGAUGUUAACAUGGAAGCCGACGAAGACGGCGAUGUGUUUGUCGACGCGAUGGACGAAGACGAGUAAGUGGUAAUUCUAUCCUGGAGCCUCUAUACUGAGGCGUUUCGCAGAUACGCGAUGCAGGCCCAGGCCGAAGCACCGACUGUUACUUCGAAAAAGCGUGCCAGAUCGCCAUCGCCAUCGCCCUUUCCCUUCCAAUCGGCAGAAAUCAUGGGACAAAUAAAUGAGAGAUAUUCGCAUCGUCAACCCAAGCGGAUGAGGAAAAAUUUCUCUGCAUUACCCGAGCAGGAACAAAAUCCUCUCGGCCGUGCUGCACUCAAAAAGGAAGCGAAACGCAAUCGUAAGGCUGCGCGUCAAGCAGCUCGAUUAGUGGAUGGAGAGAUGCAGAUAGAUGCCGACAAUGCCGAGUUGUUGUAGCUAAUGAUGUCUUAUUUGUGUCCGUGACAAACAGUCGCAGUGGCGGUGACCCGUAGACCUGACUCAGCUGAUUACCAAAGGUUCCAGGAAGGCCCAGGAUUCAAAUGGCGCUGUGGGCAUUCAUCUAACGCGAUGCACAGAUGCAAAGCAACCCCCAAAUUCAGAACAUUCCUCAAAUCCAGGCCGUUCCUAAUCCAUCACCAACCCGAACAUCACGCAAACGAAAGUCGCCUCCCGUUAACAUUGAGCCGGAACCGCAUACCCUGCAGCACAUGGUCCCAAUGAGCGCCAUUCCACCUCAAUACCAAUACAAUACGGACUUCAGCCCAGCAGGAAUGCCACCGCCCCCAAAUAUGGAGAUGCCGCAGAAUGACGCCGAGUCCGCGGCAGGAGGACGAGUCCUGAGCACCAGUAAGCGUGCAGAACAGAAUCGGAAAGCCCAAAGAGCAUUCCGAGAGCGUCGUGACCAGCAUGUUAAGAAUCUUGAAUCCCGCUCGUUACUCCUCGAAGCCGCUCUUGCUUCCGCCGAUGAAGCCAACCGACGCUGGGAAGAGUGCCGUGCCCUUCUCGACCAACUUCGCGUAGAAAACGCUGCGUUGCGUGCUGCGCUAACUCAGCAAGCCCAGCUCCCUAUCGCCCCUCCUCCACCUGCGCACACAAUCGACGACACGGGCGCUGACCACGCAGCUGCAGAGGCCAAACACCACUUGGGUGAUAUCCUGAAGGAGCAGUGAGGGCUCCGAUAGGUCAGAUUCUUUUAGCGGAGGCUGGCGGUCCAUCACGCCGUCGACAACUCUUGAGCACUUUUGUAUAAUUAGCAACGCAUGUCUUGAACUCGAUACUGUGGUCUGGUAACUGGAAUGUAGUCGUGGUGUAAAUGAAAAGCUGGUGAGGUUUAUGUAAGGUGAUUCUUUGUCACCCGUCCUCUGCAGCAUGCAUAAGUAAGCUGGGAGAACAGCCUGGAACUUGCAUAAUUUCCGUCUUGUUCGUGGCCGACUGGUAGCACUCGCCAUCACCGGGUUUACUUAUGAAUCUUCUUCGCCGAGGCUCUAGCUCCAGGACUGACGGACCACGUCCAACGCUCAUGGACAGAGCACGGCCUCACGUCCUCGACUUGAACCACCAUCAUGUCUCAAUCGGCAUAUGUGAAGCAUCAUGUCCUUGUCACCGGCUUCGGGGUGGGGUGAAACUCCAGCUUUCGAAGUGUUCUCAAAUUCCUCUGCCUAGCCGUUCGGAACAUUCAAGGAAAAUCCAUCCUGGCUGGCGGUUAGCAUGUUACACGAUACCUUGAUCACAAGUGCUCCUGAACGGGGAGCUUCCUCGAAAAAUACCAAACGGCCGAUGAUCCAUCUGACCUGCGUGAACGUCUCAACCGUAUAUUCUACAGUUCUCGACACAGUCCCUGGUUUCCAUGCUCAGCCACCGAUACUUCCCGAUGACCGUAUUCCUACCGGCCGGGCGCUCCCAGAAAACGGUUUCGAUCUCAUCAUUCACGUCGGUGUGGGCGACCCUGGUGGCCUGUGUGCGGAACGUCUGGCGCGCAAGUCUGGAUACCGACUGGCGGAUCACGAACAGCGCCGCCCACCUCUGGCUGAUGGCAAAGGGCCCUCGCGGGGCUUUGGAGCUCCCAGAUACGGGAAGGCCUUUCCGGAAGAACUCUAUCCUCUUGUCGAUGUUGACGGACUUGCCGAGGAGAUGAGCGCUGGGCCGGACCCCGUCAUGCUUCAACCCUCCGACGAUGCCGGACUGUUUCUCUGCGAAUUCAUAUACUACUGCUCUUUGGCGGAAUCGCAGAGAGCGGGACGGAGUACACGAGUCCUAUUUGUCCAUUGUCCGCCUGUGAAGGACAAACUGUCCAGUGAGGAGGUUGCUCAUGGACUGCGCAGGAUUAUACAGCAUAUAUGUAGUCGGAGCUGAGAUUGUUUUAACGUGAUCACACGAUCGGCCAUUUUUACACGUAUUUCUUGAACCGCGGAGUCGAUAUCGCAGUCCGAGUGCUGAUGAGACGGAAACUGCUGGCCUUGCACACGAUAGUCACGUCUCACGUGAAGUGACGAUCGCGUCCCAUCCUCCUCACCACUCAUGUCACCAGAGAACCAAUGGUUGAAGAACUACCUUCUUGAGAUCGCUGAAUCUUACGGUGCCAAUUCUUUCGCUGCGCCGCGUCAUGAGAAAGGGAAGAGAGUACGGGUAUCUGAGUUUCUGACGCUGGAUUCCGAAAACAAGAAUGCGACCGUGUGGGCUCAUGUACACGACGAAGAGCUAGGCAUCCCCAUCAAGUUCUCUAAGGAAUCCGUGGCUUUGUGUGCCCAGAGCGGUCGCCGCCUCACUGCCACUAGGAACCCGCUGCUGACUAUCAAGGCAUUCAAGCCUUUCUGUGCUCGUAUUCCUCUGGGUCGGGAUGGAGGAAUGUCGAUCGAGUCACGCGUGGCUUUGGAAUGUGGGUUUGUGUCCGUAGCAGAUAGUCUAGGGGGUGCGCCGAGUGCAUUCCAGCCGAUCGAGUCUAUCGAGCCAUUGCGUGCAUGGCAGCGGGGUUUGAGAGAGGACGGCGGAGCUGGCAACAUACUCAAAGAACGGAAGAAGACAAACGAAAGAACUACAAAUUUGGGUCUCAUUAAACGCCCACCAAACGCAGAGCCUGGAGCCCUGGACUUGUCCAAGAAACGGGGAGACUCCAUGAAGAAUUACAACGAAAUAUGGCGAGAGGCCAAUAUCGUUUCUUGGAUGCGGCCUCAAGUCAAGUCAGCAGAUAUGUUCUCUGUCGCUGCCGAAGAUGCUCGCGCGCUGGGUUCUUCUCCCAGCCCAUCACAGCAAUACUCCGUUCCAUCAUCACCCAUCAGCAACUGGUCUCUAUCCGACCACGAAAGAGCUUCUCCGUUUCCCGAUGCGCCGGCCCAUUUCGUUCCAUCAUCAUCAUUGUCAAAAGAUGCUUCUUACCUCUCUGCACCAACUCCAGCUCAACGUCCUGUGACGGAUCACACUCUUAUUCUGCGGAGAGUGGCACGACCACCUUCUCCGCUGCCUGUCGGCUUGGGUCCAUCUGAGGUCCUGGUUCCUGACUCGGACGCGUCUCAGUCGCAGUCGCAGUCGCAGUCGCAAUUGCCGUCGCAGUCGCGGUCAUAUCCAGAGUCACAACCCUGCUCUCAAAACCAGCCGCAGCCGAAGUCGCAGCUCCCUGCAAGUCCGCAGUUUCCUAUCGCGGCGGGACUUGUCGAGGUCGAGAUGAUCGAUGCAGACGAUGCACGAACCCAGGAAUCUCUCUUCGGUCACCUGUCCGAGGAGAAGCUCCGGAAACAAGAUGAUGAUCCGGGAAUCAACAUGGCCCGGUCUUCAACUUCGACUUUUUUGGUGUCUUUCGAUGCACUGACGAAGACGGCUGCGACAAUAGGAUGGGAGCAGCUUUAUACUGUUUAUGCACGAAUCUGACGCUUGCGAUCCUACCAGUAGAUUUUAUAGAUCACUUGAGCUUGUGCUCAGAGCAUCUUUG
Mycena citricolor is the source of this 5172-nucleotide messenger RNA. The record is from the annotation of a GenBank genome assembly. Lineage: Eukaryota; Fungi; Basidiomycota; Agaricomycetes; Agaricales; Mycenaceae.